AUGACUUCCACAACCAUCCUCCUUCCUGGCACUCUUCUCGGCCCCGCGGACAAGAAUUCUCUCGGCGAAGGAACUCACAUCCACGCCCAAAACAUCUGUGCCUCAAUCGCCGGUCCCUUGGCGGGGGCAGGAGUUCCGACAAAUACAUCCUCCAAAUCGUCCCAAAAAGCCUCUCCCACCCUCUCUAUCCACCGCACCAUAUCCUCCUCAUCUACUGCCCUCCUCCCUGAAGUCAACUCCCUCAUCCUCGGCCGCAUCACGCGCACCAAUCCACGCCAAGCCUCCCUCUUAAUCCUCGCCCUGGGCCCCAAUGGCGAACACAACGUCUCCUCCGACCCUUUUCCGGCUCUCAUUCGCCAACAAGACAUCCGAGCGACGGAAAUCGACAAAGUCAAAGUCGCCGAGUCGUUUCGCGUGGGAGAUAUUGUACGCGCUGUGGUGAUUAGUUUGGGCGAUGAGAGGAGUUAUUAUUUGAGUACGGCCAGGAAUGAAUUGGGUGUCGUUAUGGCGGAGAGUGAGUGGGGAAAUCAGAUGUUUCCGGUUAGUUGGAGGGAGUUUGAGGAUCCUGAGAUGGGGACGAGGGAGGUGAGGAAGGUGGCGAAGCCGAUUUGAAUUGAAUUGGUAAGGGGGUUUGGGUUGAGAGGUGAUUUUUUUUUGAUGCAAGCUGCUUGAGACGGACUAUGAUGUGACUCUCGUGCCUGCAGGCUGGGCAUGUUUGUCAUGUUUGACUCAAGUCUCUGGUUGGCAACAGCUCGAGUGGAUGGUCUUCCUAUCCUUGAUGGAGACGCGGCUUAGGCCUGCUGAUACUACAGGCAAGACUGGGCUGGACUUAGCAGCCGGCGUAUCGCACAGCAGAGGGUCUGUCAAUGGCACCCAAACCCGACCAGCUUGCGGCGACUUCGUGAGCAGAGGAAGUGGAACGUCCAGAAACCGCCUCGAAGCCGAUCGAGACUGUUAGAUUCGAGCAGCUUCAGUGCAGUAUAUACACCGCAGCCUGUCUACGCUUUGGAACAGGUUCGAAUUCGAAGAAGACUACGCUGGUCUGAGCGAUCUAUAAGAAACCGCCAGCAACGCUUCUAUACUCUUAAUGACAUGUGCAUUCCAG
Molecule: messenger RNA, 1105 nt
Organism: Sphaerulina musiva SO2202
Lineage: Eukaryota; Fungi; Ascomycota; Dothideomycetes; Mycosphaerellales; Mycosphaerellaceae
Exons: 1
Coding region: 1-612 (203 amino acids)
Biological process (GO): RNA processing
Cellular component (GO): nuclear exosome (RNase complex); cytoplasm
Molecular function (GO): RNA binding
Source: RefSeq, a predicted model, not a curated record